UCGUAAAAUACCGGGAGGCGACACGAGAUGCACAACCGCGUCGGAUGAUUGCCUCAGCUCGGGCACGAGUGCUGAGACCUCACGCGCUGCAUGGCGAGGGACUUCCCAUGAGGUCAAAGCGGCGCAGGUCAUGCAAAAGGACGCGUUCGCUGUUUGGUCCAAAAAAUUUGAAAACUCAAUAAAAUUAUCCUGCACACAACGAAUCCAGUGUCAGCAGUUCGUUUUGUUUUUCUAAGUAAUAAUACUUUGUGCCUUGGCCUUCGAAGUAAAGGAUGAUGGAGCUUGACAGAGAUGACUGCCAAAGUGAUGAGUCCACCGUGGAAGAUGUAGAUGACGCCACGUAUUCACUUGGUGACCUGAGUUGUGGGGAUGUUCAGCUGUGGGCUACAGAUUUGGAAGUUACAUCUGCAGUGCUAGCGAAUCUGAUAAGCUACCUGCAUGCCACGGCUGCCGCUGCUAUCAGGAAAGCGUCAAUAGCACCAUCCAAAGCUGCUGAAGCCAUCCCCGAACCGGUGAUUGACAAUUUGUCUCACCUUGCUGAAAAGUACCAUGGUGGUUGGUGCUUGGUGGCCGUGCGGCGUGAGCUGGAAGGAGCAAGGUGUCGCAACGACAACUUGCUGCAGCUUAUACCUUUAUUUGGCAAGGAUGCCGUGACAAGCCUUCAGCCUUGUUUGGAGAAUUCAGGUGGCCCGUCGUGGCUCGGAAGCUCUGUAUAAGACACCAUACGUCACAGAUAAAAACAACUGAACCAGUGAUAUGUGAAUUUUGCGCUUGUGUGUGUGUGUGUGUGUGUGUGUGUGUGUGUGUGUGUGUGUGUGAGUGUGUGUGUGUGUGUGUGUGUGUGUGUGUGUGUGUGUGCUUCUGUGAUAAGUGGUAUAAGCAGUCCACAGGGUAUUCACCUUGAGUGCAUUCGCCGAUAGUGUGACUUUCGUCGCACAGAACCUUCUUCAGUUGGUCAGGUGACUCGGCGUGGCUCGGAAGCUCUGUAUAAGACAAAAUACGACACAGAUAAAAACAACUGAACCAGUGA
Sycon ciliatum is the source of this 1030-nucleotide messenger RNA. RefSeq lists its product as uncharacterized. Bases 273 to 716 code for a protein of 147 amino acids. Lineage: Eukaryota; Metazoa; Porifera; Calcarea; Leucosolenida; Sycettidae. The record is from RefSeq and is a predicted model, not a curated record. The transcript is spliced from 2 exons.